This is a messenger RNA of Arabidopsis arenosa, 1691 nucleotides long. The record is from the annotation of a GenBank genome assembly. Lineage: Eukaryota; Viridiplantae; Streptophyta; Magnoliopsida; Brassicales; Brassicaceae.
GCUUCGUCCUCUCUCUUUCUCUCACCAUAGUUUCAAGCUCCAAAGCUCUUCAAUCAGAUUCUAGAAACUAGGUUUUUGGUAGAAGUUAUGAUGAGAAAUGAAGCUUAGAUUGAGAUUAAGUUAUGGGUUGUGUAUUUGGCCGAGAGGCGACAACAGCUGAACCUAAACAAGCUAAGAGCUCUAAAGCUAGUGGAGUAGUAGCUGGAGAGAGUAGUGUGCAAGUGACUACUAAGAGUAAUGGAGUUAUUGUGGAAGUAGAGAAGAAGAAUGAGGAGGAAAAUGGUGAUAAAGAAAGGAAAUCGAAAGGAGAUCGAAGAAGGUCGAAGCCUAAUCCGCGGUUGAGUAAUCCGUCGAAGCAUUGGCGUGGUGAACAGGUUGCUGCUGGUUGGCCUUCUUGGCUUUCUGAUGCUUGUGGUGAAGCUUUAAAUGGUUGGGUUCCGAGAAAAGCCGACACUUUCGAGAAAAUCGAUAAGAUUGGACAAGGAACAUAUAGUAAUGUGUACAAAGCUAAGGAUAUGUUGACUGGUAAAAUCGUUGCGUUGAAAAAGGUUCGUCCUGUUGUUAAGUUCUCCGAACCAGAGGUUAAAUGUAUUGAUCUUUGGAGUGCUGGCUGUAUUUUAGCGGAGCUAUUGGCGGGAAGACCUAUUAUGCCCGGUCGGACAGAGGUAGAGCAGCUCCAUAAGAUUUACAAGCUCUGUGAAGACCGCCAAACUGCAUCUGCUGCUCUAAAAAGUGAAUUCUUUACAAGUGAACCAUAUGCCUGUGAACCUGCUGAUCUACCUAAGUAUCCCCCGAGCAAAGAAAUGGAUGCAAAGCGACGAGAUGAAGAAACUCGAAGACAAAGAGCUGCUAGUAAAGCCCAAGGGGAUGGUGCAAGGAAGAAUCGGCACAGAGAUCGUUCAAAUCGAGCGCUUCCAGCUCCUGAAGCUAAUGCAGAACUUCAGUCAAAUGUCGAUAGAAGGAGAUUAAUCACACACGCAAAUGCAAAGAGCAAGAGCGAGAAGUUUCCGCCACCACACCAAGAUGGUGGAGCAAUGGGUGUACCAUUGGGUGCCUCACAGCAUAUAGACCCAACAUUUAUCCCACGAGACAUGGUCCCAUCAUUCACAUCCUCUUCUUUCAAUUUUUCCAAAGACGAACCACCAACACAAGUCCAGACGUGGUCAGGUCCUCUGGGUCAUCCAAUCACGGGCAUUUCCAGAAAGAAGAAAGAUAACACCAAAAGCAGCAAAGGAAAGAGAGCAGUGAUGGCUUGAGAAGAGAAAGUGUAUAACUACUUCAUGUAUAACAAUGUAAGUGUUUACUCUCUAUUCUUUGUGGCUUCCCGAAGAGAAAAUGUUUUAAUUCUUUUCAAAUUUGCGUAGACUGUCAUGUAUUUAUAACUAUAUAUUUAUUAUAUAUAUACACUACUUCUUUUGUUGCUAUUAGUUUUAAAUUUACAUUCUGUUCUUAACACUAGUUAUUUGUUUUAGAUUAGUGAUAUGGUCGUGAUACAAUUCUUGUUAAAACACUUUGUUUUCCGCUUUUCUGCGUUGAGUGAGUCUAGUUUUACCAGUAAGACGCAGUCGUUUUGCGUUUUCAAUUGCAUUUGUUUGUAGGAUUUAUGGUUUUAACUGCAUUUUGCACUUAGGAAUGUGUUAUUGCUGUGGUUAGUUUUUGCAUACUUGAUAUAAUGAACAGCUACGUUAGAU